Saprolegnia parasitica CBS 223.65 is the source of this 480-nucleotide messenger RNA. RefSeq lists its product as hypothetical. Lineage: Eukaryota; Oomycota; Saprolegniomycetes; Saprolegniales; Saprolegniaceae. The record is from RefSeq and is a predicted model, not a curated record. The transcript has 6 exons. Bases 1 to 480 code for a protein of 159 amino acids.
AUGGACGAGAUCAAGGACAAGUAUCGGCGCGAGUGGGAGGCUCUAGAGAAGGAGGAGACAGCGCUCGCUCAAGAGAAGAAGAAGCUUAGCGACGAGUGGGUCUCGAUCGAGAAACAGCAGCAACAUUACGAGAAGGAUCGCGCUGCGUUUGAGAAGCAAGUGGCCGCAAAGCUCGAAUUUUUGUCUCCCGACACUGUCGUCCACUUCAACAUUGGUGGCAAACUCUUCAAGUCCACGGUCAGCGUCUGGGCCCGCGAUCGAUUUUCAAUCCUCGCGCAGCUGUGUACGACCCAGCCCAAACUCGGCACCGACGGCCGCGGCCACUACUUUUUGAUCGCGACUGGCUCGUCUUCAAGUUUAUUUACGCCUUCCUGCGCGACAAGACUUUGCCCGAGAGCAUCGACACGCUCCGCGAUCUGUACUACGAAGCCUCGUUCUAUCGCAUCACGCUCCUUCGCCACGCCAUUGAGGCGUACUUAA